Molecule: messenger RNA, 1992 nt
Organism: Raphanus sativus (radish)
Lineage: Eukaryota; Viridiplantae; Streptophyta; Magnoliopsida; Brassicales; Brassicaceae
Exons: 5
Coding region: 95-1717 (540 amino acids)
Biological process (GO): IMP biosynthetic process
Molecular function (GO): N6-(1,2-dicarboxyethyl)AMP AMP-lyase (fumarate-forming) activity
Source: RefSeq, a predicted model, not a curated record
CCUAAAACCCUAAAGCGCCAAGCUUUUCACUCCCGUCGUAGUCGUCGUCGUCGUCGUCGUCUAAGCUCGAAUCCUGAGAUCUCUAUAAUCGCAAAUGGAGUUCAGUUUUUCUCCCAAGGCACUAACCAACACCAAAACUCCUUGCUUCGGCGUUAUACCCACCACCGGAACACUCUUAAACCCACCAAAACCACUCUGCUUAGCUUCUCAUCAUCACCCGCUUCCCACAGUAUCAUUCUCUCUCUCUUCUUCUUCUGCUGGUUCUCUCAAGCUAACGACUUCGAGAAAGGUGGUUGCAGCAAUGGCCGCGGGAAGCUCAAGAGACUUGGAGCUGUCGAGUUUAACGGCGUUAUCGCCUUUGGACGGACGUUACUGGGGAAAAGUCAAGGACUUGGCUUCUUCCAUGAGCGAGUUUGGUUUGAUCUACUUCCGUGUACUUGUCGAGAUCAAAUGGCUUCUCAAGCUUUCGAAAACUCCUCAAAUCACCGAAGUUCCAACCUUUACCAAAGAAGCCGAGGCCUACUUGCAAGGCAUCCUCGACAUGUUCAGCAUGGACGACGCCUUGGAAGUCAAGAAGAUCGAGAGAGUCACCAACCACGACGUCAAAGCCGUCGAGUAUUUCUUGAAACAAAAAUGCGAAUCACAUCCUGACCUCGCUAAAGUCCUCGAGUUCUUCCAUUUCGCUUGCACAUCCGAAGACAUCAACAAUCUCUCCCACGGUCUCAUGCUUCGAGAAGCACUCGCCUCCGUCAUACUCCCAUCCAUGGAUGACCUCAUCGAGUCCAUCUCCCUCAUGGCUAAGGAGUUUGCGUAUGUCCCCAUGCUCUCACGCACUCACGGACAGCCGGCUUCGCCUACGACGUUAGGGAAGGAGAUGGCGAUCUUCGCGGUGAGGUUAAGCGAAGAGAGGAGAUACCUUGCGGAGACCAAGAUCAAAGGGAAGUUCGCAGGUGCUGUUGGGAACUACAACGCUCAUAUCUCGGCUUAUCCCGACAUCGACUGGCCUAAUGUUGCAGAGGAGUUUGUGACUUCUCUCGGUUUAAGUUUUAACCCAUACGUCACUCAGAUUGAGCCUCACGACUAUAUGGCUAGGCUUUUCAACACGAUCAGCCAGUUCAACAACGUCUUGAUUGAUUUCGACAGAGAUAUAUGGAGCUACAUAUCUCUAGGUUACUUUAAGCAGAUAACCAAAGCCGGUGAGAUCGGAUCUUCUACGAUGCCUCACAAAGUGAACCCUAUUGACUUUGAGAACAGCGAAGGGAACCUUGGGAAAGCAAACGCUGAGCUUUCUUUCCUCAGCAUGAAGCUUCCUGUUUCACGAAUGCAGCGUGACUUAACUGAUUCGACUGUCUUGAGGAACAUGGGUGGAGCUUUAGGACACUCUCUUCUUGCUUACAAGAGUGCGAUACAAGGAAUCAGGAAGCUUCAGGUUAAUGAAGCUCGGUUAAAAGAAGAUUUGGAUCAGACUUGGGAAGUCCUCGCUGAACCAAUACAAACUGUGAUGAGGAGAUAUGGUGUUCCAGAGCCUUACGAGAAGCUGAAGGAGCUAACAAGAGGAAGAGCUGUGAAUGAAGAAAGCAUAAGAGAGUUUAUCAAAGGUUUGGAUUUGCCUGAAGAAGCAAAAACUCAGCUUUUGAAGUUGACUCCACACACAUAUGUUGGUGCUGCUGCUGCAUUGGCUUUGGCCGUUGAUGAAGCUUUGCACUUUGGACAUUGAUGAUUUGAUCAAAUUGGUGAUAUCAAGGUGUGAUGUUGUAUUAUUUAUUAUUCGUCUCUUUUCCGAACGAAUGGGGAUAGGAAAACAAUAGUCAAUUCAUAGGUUGAUGACUUUUUACGUCGUCGUUUUUAAAUGGUGAGAAUAAUCUUGUACUGUUGUUAUGUUUCAGAUUUUGACAUCAUCAGAUAAUCCAAUCCACUCUCUUUUGAUCUAAUCUUGAAUUAUAAGUUGUGGCCCUGUUUAUUUAUUUAUUUGUAAAUCAUAUCGUUCAAUGA